Molecule: messenger RNA, 753 nt
Organism: Caenorhabditis remanei
Lineage: Eukaryota; Metazoa; Nematoda; Chromadorea; Rhabditida; Rhabditidae
Exons: 3
Coding region: 1-753 (250 amino acids)
Molecular function (GO): protein binding
Source: RefSeq, a predicted model, not a curated record
AUGUGUAAAGUGAAUGAUGCAAAUGUGAAACUGUCACUGUACAACUUCAUUGAUAAAAUAUACUUGGUAAAUUACGACUGUCGGAAUGUUUGGUUCGAUAACAACAGAAAAUACAUUCAUCGGACAACUGCUCUAACUGCAAAUAAUCUUCUGAAUCAACACUUUGGAUUUGUCAGAGGAACUCAAAUGAAAACGGCGAUAGAUAUCAGCAUCCUGGAGGUUGAAGGAUUCCAUCAACCAGUUGUGAUGAAUCAUCGUGUACCACCGGAACAUCCAAUGAAUAGUUUCGUUUUCGCCUAUCCGGAAGAUAAACUCUACUGCAGCAAAGAAAUAAUGGAUAUAAUCUGCGAAAUGAAUUGUGAUCGAAAGGUGUCUGCAGCUGGACAAUUCCAACUUCACAUAGCAUCAAGUGAACCCCUCGAAGAGUUUCUUGACUGCCUCUACGGGUCCCCAAUACCGAUCCAUGGUCUAGGAAGGAUCAAAGAUGUUUUGAAUGUCGCUGAGCGUUUUAAAAUGAGAGCAGUUAUUCAAAGAUUUGCCACUGCGGUGAUCCAAAACGCGGGGGUAAAUGAAGUCAAGCAGGAAUUUUUGAAGUUAGCAGUUCAACGUAACAUGAGAAGAGUCGUUCACUUUUGGUUGAGCCGGAUGCAAUCAAUCAAUAAAGAAGACAUCGUGAAUUUGGGUGUUCAUAGAAUGUCAGGAGAGAUUAUGAAGGCAAUUGUGAAAAGAGUUCUGGAGCUGGGAUGUGAGUAG